AUGUUCUUCGGGGUACAGUGCCCGCCGGCACCGCCGGACUUUGGCAGACUCGAUGAUGGGCGGGUAGUUGUUCCUGACACAGAAGGGGCAUCAACACAGGACGUGGCGACGGGCCGCGGCCCACUGUACCUGCGCGUGACGGCGCCGCCGAGCUCCGACCGUGCCAAGGGCAAUUUCACGACGAACACGCUCACCAUCUCGUCGGGGAUACUGUGGCACAAUCCACCCCGGCAUAAUAUCUUUGGCGGCGGGGACGGUGGUGGGGCCUCAGAAGCGUGGAAUGCGAUGCAGAAGCUGCUGCCAGCGAGUGCGAGCUUCAGGAACCUGCUCAUGCGGCUCAGCGGGCUAGGAGAGUCGAUCUCGACUCGUGCCAGCACAGGGCGGUCAUCUUCGGGCGCAGCAAGUCGUCCAGGCUCAGCUGGCCUGACGCAGGAGACCCGGUCGUCGUCGACGUUGCUGCUGCUGCUGCUGCCUGCUGUGUCCAACGAAGGUGCAGAAAACUGGCAUUCGCCGAUGCAGAUAGCCAAGGUAGGCAGCAGCGGCAGCAGCGACUGUUCCAACACCGGCAGCGUCCCGACCAGCGCUGACUGGGCCAUAUCGGACAGCGAUAACACACAGACUACGUCGCCAGCGCCGUCUCAGGCUCUUUCAGACUCGUGCCCGUCGUCGACUGACAAUUCCGUUGGGACGGGCACUGGAGACGAUGUCCCGCGCAGGCGCGGAGCUGGCGUGGCACCAGGAAGCGCGCUGCGGGAGUCCUGGAUGGCGAGGAUGGACCGCAGACUGAGAGCGGGAGAAUAA
Lasiosphaeria miniovina is the source of this 801-nucleotide messenger RNA. RefSeq lists its product as uncharacterized. The record is from RefSeq and is a predicted model, not a curated record. Lineage: Eukaryota; Fungi; Ascomycota; Sordariomycetes; Sordariales; Lasiosphaeriaceae. The transcript has 3 exons. The coding region runs from base 1 to 801 and encodes 266 amino acids.